This is a messenger RNA of Sipha flava (yellow sugarcane aphid), 984 nucleotides long. Its product is annotated as pseudouridine-5'-phosphatase-like. Gene Ontology annotation, molecular function: phosphatase activity. The transcript is spliced from 5 exons. The record is from RefSeq and is a predicted model, not a curated record. The coding region runs from base 136 to 849 and encodes 237 amino acids. Lineage: Eukaryota; Metazoa; Arthropoda; Insecta; Hemiptera; Aphididae.
AUAGAAAUAAAGAAAAUUUUUUAAAAAAAAACAAAAUCUAAUGAAGACAAAAAUACAGAUAAUACCGAGCAACUACUUCUUACCUUAAUUGGUUUUAGUGAAUAAACAUCAAAAGCGUUUUUCAACAAUCUAAUUAUGAGUCAAUCACCUGUAUUUAAGCCGGUGACCCAUGUCAUUUUCGAUAUGGACGGAACACUGAUAGACACGGAGAGCAUUCAUAAAAAGACGUACAAGAAAAUCGCUGCGGAAUACGGCAAAGAAUUUCCCGACGAUUUACGCGGCAAGAUCCUCGGGAGACAGGAAUUUGACGUCGCUGCCUUAAUUAUCGAUACGUUGAAAAUUGACUUGACGCCUCGAGAGUUCUUGGAUAAAGUUAACGCUAUAGAAUCGGAAGACUUGACAAAAGUAAAAUUAAUGCCCGGAGUUGAGGACCUCUUGGAGCAUUUCCGAAGGAACAGCGUACCUAUGGCCGUGGCUACGAGCAGUUCGAUGUCAAGUUACCGCAUGAAGACGAGUCACCUGCAGGACUGUUUCUCGGUAUUCAAUCACGUGGUGACCGGUGCUUCGGACCCAGAAGUAAAGCACGGCAAACCAGCGCCGGACAUAUUUAAAAUCUGUGCUUCCAGGUUUCCGGAUAAUCCUUUGUGCAAUCAGUGUUUGGUGUUCGAAGACUCGUCGAAUGGGGUGACCGCAGCGGCAGCUGCAGGCAUGCAAGUAGUCAUGGUGCCAGAUUUCUCGUCUGCAGACAGUCAGAGCCGGGCCAAUGCCACCCUCGUCUUGGACUCUUUGGAAGACUUUUGCCCAGAAAUGUUUGGGCUACCACCGUACUCGAUUGAACUUUACCUGUAGCCCGGCGGCUAAGCUAAACAUAAUCGAUUAAUACAUUUGUAGAAUAAUAAUAAUUUUAACAACGUUGAGUGUGGGUUUCAUUCUUAUGGUUAAACGGUUCAUAGCGUUUAUAAAUACAUUGCAUUACCAUUCGAA